AUGAAAAGUGUCCUAAUAUAUAUAUUCCUAUCGUUUUCAACGACUACGUGCGUUGCCGAGAUUCUGAAGAAAGUGAUCGUCGUUGCCAGGCAUGGAAAUCGAGCUCCGAAUGCACCAGUGCCUUAUCUAUGUCCUAACAUGAAAGUGACGUACUGGAUGGGAAGGAUGCCAGAAGUUUUACUCAGUCUUGCACGCAAGCCCACGAUAGAUGAUUUGUCGAAAUCGAGAUUUUAUUGGCCUUUGGGAUUGAAAAUGAGCGUUGAUGCUGAUGAGGAACAACCGUGGGAAAUGACGGUCGAAGAAUAUUGGGAUAGACUCAAAAUUGGUGUUUUUUUGAAUCAUCGAGAAUUGAUGAUGGCGAUUGCGAAAAUGCUGGAAAUUGGAGGGAAAGUUGAAAGUGAUCUUCCUGCUGGGAGUAUGUUUGUUUUCGAGGUUUACGAGGAAGACGGGUCGUCGGAAACUUCGUUGAAGAUGAAAUUUUGGAAACCUACGCAACCGAGUGCUGAGCAGAAAUACCGCGGCGGCUACGUCGAUGGUAACUUGUUGGAUUUUUAUGGUAAUGGGAGUGUUACGGAGCUCACCCCGAAGAUUUGCGAGAACCAGAGCAAAUGUAUGUGGAGUGAUUACAGGCGCGCCCUUCAGCAGUGGACUCGUCGCACAGGGAGUUGGGAGGAAAUCUGCCACGCAUCAGCUGAACCGUUCGGCCCGGCUGAAGAUUCUCUUAUCGAUGACGACGAUGAUGAUAUGUGGAUGUCGCCGCAUGAGCGAGUUCUACAGAGAAUCAUUUAUGGUUUUGAUGGUAGACAGGAAACAGUGGGAAAGGCGUAUUCAGCUGCUGCAGUAGCUAGUUCGGAUACAGUGCUGGCUUAGAUUGUCAAAUUCGAAGCUUGCAUUCCAAAAGUGAUGACGUUCACAUCUUGCUGUGCUCUCCCGUCACGUGUUUAGUGCUCUGAA
Molecule: messenger RNA, 954 nt
Organism: Perkinsus marinus ATCC 50983
Lineage: Eukaryota; Perkinsozoa; Perkinsida; Perkinsidae
Exons: 9
Coding region: 1-870 (289 amino acids)
Source: RefSeq, a predicted model, not a curated record